This is a messenger RNA of Emiliania huxleyi CCMP1516, 468 nucleotides long. RefSeq lists its product as hypothetical. Lineage: Eukaryota; Haptophyta; Isochrysidales; Noelaerhabdaceae. The coding region runs from base 1 to 468 and encodes 155 amino acids. The transcript is spliced from 2 exons. Gene Ontology annotation, molecular function: DNA binding; ATP hydrolysis activity; TBP-class protein binding. The record is from RefSeq and is a predicted model, not a curated record.
AUGCCCACCCGGCUGCAGAAGCUCGUCGCCCUCCUGGCCAACGGGCCGUCCGAGGCGGCAAGGCUCGCCGCCGCCCGCCAGCUCGGCGAGCUGCAGCGCGCCCACCCGGCGCAGCUGCACGUGCUGCUCCAGCACAUCCUGCGGCACCUCUUCGCGUCCGAGUGGCCGACGCGACGUGCAGCGGCGGCGGCGCUGCAGGCCGUGGCCGAGGCGGCCGACGCGUGGUCUCCGGAGCAGCCGGAGGAGCCCGACGAGGCGGCCGAGGCGGCCGCCCGUGCCGAGGCGGAGGGUGCGUGGCUCUCGUUCCGCUCGUUUGAGAUGGCGUCGGCGCUGGGCGGGCAGAGCGACGAGCUGCUCCAAGAAGCGGAUCUGACUGCCGUCGGCGCCGCGCCGUCAGCUCGCCGGGCGGCGUGGGCGCCCGCAGGCGCAGACGCUGCCGCCGUGGCGCGCGUGCUCGCGGCGUCGUGA